Messenger RNA from Dalotia coriaria, 1378 nucleotides. RefSeq lists its product as uncharacterized. The coding region runs from base 581 to 1219 and encodes 212 amino acids. The record is from RefSeq and is a predicted model, not a curated record. The transcript is spliced from 6 exons. NCBI's taxonomy places the organism in Eukaryota, Metazoa, Arthropoda, Insecta, Coleoptera, Staphylinidae.
GUUCGCGUUCUCAGUCAGUCGCGUCCCGCGUGGAAUUCGAAGCGUGCGCCUCACAAAUUACGAUGAUAAAUAAGUUAUGGCUGUGGGUUUUUAUGAUUAAAAAUGAGGCGAGUUGUUACCUGUGUGCCUCAUUAAUAACGAAAAGCGCGUGAGAAAGAAGAAACGACGAUCUCGUGCGUGAUCGCUGCGAACAGAACCUCCAAAAAGACCAGCGCGACCAAGAAAGGGCUAAAGCCGUGUUUUGAAUCGAGAAGUUGUGUAGACGCGCAACAAUCCGAGAAAUACACCUGUAGAGGACCCUUGAGAAACGGCGGGGAUCCCUUAAGACAAUUUAUCACCGCACACACACCGUAUUCAAAGUGCGACCGGCGCAACAAUGGCGAACGGCGUCGCAGUGCAACAAACAAGAGACAAAAAGGCAGCUCAAUGAUCUUUCGUCUUUUCGCCCUUUGUGCGCCGCUCUGUCUCUGGAUGGGUUUUGUCUUUCACUGGCGGUUCGUGCCAUUCCAUCUUUCUUUUUUUCGGGAAAACGAAUUGAUGCAGCAUGUGAGUAGUUGAUGCUGUUCACAACAGACACAACAUGGAGAAGUCACAACUAGAAAGUAAUGAAAUACCUACUGUAACUCAAGACAUGAUAGAUGCUCUUGCAGCUCAAUAUAUACCAUUUCAACCUAUUAAUUACACAAAUCAAUUGAUAGACACUUAUGCAGAACUAUUGAAAAUCACAGAGGUAAACAUCAGUGAAUAUAAAGAAGAAGAAAAUAAGCAAAGGGCUGCGAAUUAUGCUCAACAAAAGGAAAAGAUUAAGCUUUUAUGUGAUCUAGUGAAUGAUCGAUCUGUAUACAUUGAUGCAUUGAAGAAUUCUGUUCAACACCAAAAAGACUGCAAUGAAACUCAAUGUUUACAGCAUAUUUUAACUAAUGAAUUGAGUGAUUUAAAACAGAAAUAUGGAGAAAAUGUUCUGGAAACAUCUGAGAAUAUUCUAAAACAUUACAUGGAUGUAUUCCACUUUAAAAUUAUUCAAAUUUUAGAUAUGAAUGAAUAUUUAAGAGUGGUUAUACAAUUUUUAAUAGAUGGUAAACUAAUUUCCCAAUUUCCAGUGCAAAUGGACAUUGAAAAGAAGUCAAAUAAAAUUAUUGAUAUUAAGACACAGAUUUAUCCUCCAGAUAAGUUGAUGGUUUGGUUAGAGAAGCGUAAGGAGGUUAGUGUUUUGGAGUGAAUUCGCCAAAAAUUACCAGAAAAGUGGAUAUCAAAUAUGGAGAAUCAAAUAAUAUUUGAGGUUUAUUUUUUGAUGGAAACUUCUGUAAUACUUGGCAGGAAUAUUAUUAUAAAGUAUGAAAAAUGCAAAAAUGGAAAUAAAUCAUGAAUAUAUUAAUGA